Molecule: messenger RNA, 618 nt
Organism: Trichoderma aggressivum f. europaeum
Lineage: Eukaryota; Fungi; Ascomycota; Sordariomycetes; Hypocreales; Hypocreaceae
Exons: 4
Coding region: 1-618 (205 amino acids)
Biological process (GO): proteasome-mediated ubiquitin-dependent protein catabolic process
Cellular component (GO): proteasome core complex; proteasome core complex, beta-subunit complex
Source: RefSeq, a predicted model, not a curated record
AUGUCUUCUCCCUUUUCGAUCAACGGCGGCGCCGCUGUCGCCAUGGUCGGCAAGGACUGCGUCGCCAUCGCCUGCGACCUCCGCCUGGGCCUGCAAGCCCUCACCAUCUCCAACAACUUUCCCAAAAUCUUCCAGUACGGCGACGUCUUCCUCGGCCUGACGGGCCUGGCCACCGACGUCAGCACCGUCAGCGACCUCUUCCGCUACAAGGUCAACAUGUACCGCCUGCGCGAGGAGCGCGCCAUCGCCCCGCGCACCUUUGCCAACCUCGUCUCCUCCUCCCUCUACGAGCGCCGCUUCGGCCCGUACUUUGUGUCUCCCGUCGUCGCCGGCCUCGACCCCAAGACGGGCAAGCCCUUCAUCUGCGGCUUCGACAGCAUCGGCUGCAUCGACUUUGCAAAGGACUUUAUCGUCUCCGGCACGGCGUCGGAGCAGCUGUUUGGCAUGUGCGAAGGCUUGUGGGAGCCUGAUUUGGAGCCCGAAGCGUUGUUCGAGACCAUCUCACAAGCCCUCCUAAACGCCGUCGACCGUGACGCCCUAUCCGGCUGGGGAGCCCACGUGUACAUCAUCGAGAAGGACAAGGUCACCAAGAGGUUACUAAAGGGUAGACAGGACUAA